GGGAAACGCGACCAGACUUGCGAAAAUGGGCGGCUUGACAACAGUUGUGGCGCUCGUGAUCGCGAUCGUUGCGCGCUCGGCGUACAAGUCGUACAACACGCCGCUUCGAACCAUCUCGCCAUACGAACGCUACUUCUCGGAAGACUACUACCAAGCGCGCCACUUGUUCCGCGAGUCUGCGCGAUCCGCUCAAGCUGAUCUGCACGUGAUUCCGUAUCCCGUGGACGGCAUGUCGGAUUUAAGCAUCGACGUGGCAAUCGUGCGAGGGUCGCCAUCGUCGUUGGUUGUGCAUCUGUCAGGCACGCAUGGUGUGGAAGGGUUUGCGGGGAGUGCGAUUCAAUCGGCGUUUCUGUCGAACAAGACGCUGACCCAGUCGACUGCGUCCGCGCUCCGACCCACCAUUGCGUUUGUGCAUGCUGUGAAUCCGUAUGGCUUUGCAAAGUUGCGUCGUUGCAACGAGCACAACGUGGAUUUGAACCGCAACCACUUGACACCCGCCGAAUUCGAAGCUGUCCGGGCGCGCGACCCGAACCACCUUGGGUAUGUUGACUUAUCCCCUGUGCUGAACCCGGUGGUUGCGGAUGACUGGUCGUUCUGGACGAACUUUGCGCUGCACAUCCUUCGCUUUGGGUACGAAGCAGGGAAGCGCACGACCGUGGCUGGCACGUACCACGACCCGCGCGGUCUCUUUUACGGCGGCACCGAGCUCGAACCUAGCCACGUACUUCUUCACGACUUCUUUUCCUCUCGUUUCGACGUGGACGGGCUCAAAAACGUUGUGCUGAUUGAUGUGCACACCGGACUCGGCGCGACUGGUGAAGAUGCGUUAGACUUCAACCGGGCGGACGUCGGGCGGCGCAUUUUCCCUGAUCAAAGUGUGGCGAAUGAAGGCAAGGAGGCAUUCUCUGGUUAUGAUGGCGUCGUGGGCUGCGGUGUUCAUGGAUACGCGUCGACGUGGUUCACCAAGACUUCCCCCACCGUGCUCACGCUGCAGCAAGAGUUUGGGACUAUCGCUGGUCUCAGUGUACUCCGCGCGCUGCGCCUCGAGAAUGCACUAUAUCACCACGACCCAACUGCUCGCUUGGGUGCCGCUGCCCAAGUUCGCGAUGCAUUUUACCUCCACGAAGACCCCGAGUGGAAGGCAGACGUCGUCGUGCGAGGGACCAGCGCCCUGCAUCGCAUCGUGACGUACCUAGAGGCGGCAAAGCCCUUGGAGUAAGUUACUCUUCGUGGCCAUGGUAGAUUUCGAAAGGCGCGUUGAGAUUUUUGUCGAUUUUCAUGUUGAUUUUUCGCAAAACAGCAAUUUCAUCUCAAUAUAUGGCAUAUAUCGUAAAA
Messenger RNA from Aphanomyces invadans, 1335 nucleotides. RefSeq lists its product as hypothetical. Bases 26 to 1219 code for a protein of 397 amino acids. Lineage: Eukaryota; Oomycota; Saprolegniomycetes; Saprolegniales; Verrucalvaceae. The transcript is spliced from 2 exons. The record is from RefSeq and is a predicted model, not a curated record.